AUGGAACAAGGUCACACAACCACGAUUUCAACCGAAAACGACUCCGAAACAAAUGUACCGUAUCGUGAGGCAGUGGGAUCCCUGAUGUACUUGAUGGUUGGCACUCGUCCAGACUUGGCAUAUGCGAUUGGAAAGCUUUCUCAACAUUCUGCCAACCCAUGUGAGUCACACUGGGCAGGUGUAAAACGAGUAAUGCGAUACGUGCAAGGGACUCGAAACUUAGGAAUCUCGACCAGCGGAUAUGUUUUCAAGUUCUGCGGUGGAGCGAUCAGUUGGAGUUCCCGGAAACAGACUGUGGUUGCAACUUCGACGUGUGAAGCUGAGUACAUUGCACUAUGUGAAGCGUGUAAGGAGGCGACUUGGUUGCGUCAAGUGGUUGCUGAUGUUCUUGGACUUGAUUCUGAUCCCACGAUUGUGAUGGGGUGUGACAAUGCAGGGACUAUUUCGUAUGCACAGAAUGAAUCGGUCAACCGUCGUAACAAACAUGUUGAUGUGAAAUACCACUAUGUACGAGAUGCAAUUAAGAGAAACGUCAUUUCUUUGUCACAUUGCCCGACCACUUCCAUGCCUGCAGAUAUCCUGACAAAAGCACUUGGGCGAGUUCUGUUCCAGAAGUUUGUAGAACUUCUAGGGCUUGCAGUAGCUACUUCUGGUAAAAGCAUGUGA
Molecule: messenger RNA, 666 nt
Organism: Chondrus crispus (carragheen)
Lineage: Eukaryota; Rhodophyta; Florideophyceae; Gigartinales; Gigartinaceae
Exons: 2
Coding region: 1-666 (221 amino acids)
Source: RefSeq, a predicted model, not a curated record